GGGAAAAGAAAAAAAAAAAGAAGCUAAUUCGCGUUUCUUUCUUCUUCCCCGUCUAGAGAUCGCCAUUAUUAUCACCCGAUCGUCGUCGACUCUAUCUCUCAGGCCAUCAUCACCGGAGAUUUCUUCCCGCCGGUUCCGAAGAACAGAAAUGGCGAAUGUCUCGGUUGCUGCAGAAUGGCAGCUUCUCUUCAAUAGAUACUACAGGAAGCCAGAGAUUUACCAAAUGAGAUGGAAGCAUGUUGAUUUGAGCCGAAACAAAGUGGCAUGUGCUCCAUUUGGUGGGCCGAUCGCAGUCAUUCGUGAUGACUCGAAGAUCGUCCAACUCUAUGCCGAAUCUGCUCUACGAAAGCUUCGUAUCUUUAAUUCAGCCGGCAUUCUGAUCUCGGAGACAGUAUGGAAGAACCCUGGUGGACGCCUCGUUGGUAUGUCCUGGUCUGAUGAUCAGACACUGAUCUGCAUUGUCCAAGACGGAACCGUUUACCGUUACAACAUCCACUCUGAACCCAUCGAACCCAAUUUCUCGAUGGGGAAGGAGUGUUUCGAGCAGAAUGUGGUGGAGUGUGUCUUCUGGGGAAAUGGUGUUGUUUGCCUGACGGAAGGAGGGCAGCUUUCCUGCAUUCCGGAUUUCAAGACCAUGAAGCCGUGUAAGCUGGCCGAUGUGCCGGGAAUGACGGAAGAUGAAAUGCUUCGACCCUAUUGCUUGGCUGUGAGGGAACCUCAGUACACGAUGUCUGGGAAUGUUGAAGUGUUGGUGGCGGUCGGUGAUGGGGUUUUCGUGGUGGAUGAGGAUGAGGCUCAGAGCAUUCGGUUCGAUGGGCAGAGUGUUGCAGACUCUGAGAUGCAGAAUGCUGAUUAUGGAAAUAUGAUUGGGCCGGUGCAGAAGAUGGUUGUAUCGCCCAAUGGCAAGUUUCUUGCACUCUUCACUCACGAUGGUCGGAUCAUUGUAGUCGGCAUGGAGACAAAGGAUAUCGCUAUUGAUUACAGUUGUGAGUCAGCCCUUCCUCCGCAACAAAUGGCUUGGUGUGGAAUGGACAGUGUACUACUUUAUUGGGAUGAUGAGUUAAUGAUGGUUGGCCCUCUAGGAGAUCCAAUUCGCUAUUUCUACGAUGAACCCGUAAUUCUGAUUCCAGAAUGCGAUGGAGUGAGGAUAUUAUCUAACACGAGCAUGGAAUUUCUGCAAAGAGUACCCGAUUCUACUGUUUCAAUCUUUAAGAUCGGAAGCACAUCUCCCGCUGCUUUGUUGUUUGACGCUUUGGAUCAUUUUGACAGGCGGAGUGCUAAGGCAGAUGAAAACUUGAGAUUAAUACGCUCGUCCCUGCCUGAGGCUGUUGAAGCCUGUAUUGAUGCUGCCGGUCAUGAAUUCGAUGUCUCUCGUCAAAGGGCUCUAUUACGAGCUGCAAGUUAUGGACAAGCUUUCUGCAGCAAUUUUCAACGUGACCGCAUCCAAGAGACUUCAAGAACUUUACGGGUUCUAAAUGCUGUCCGUGAUCCGGGGAUUGGCAUACCUCUUAGCAUCAAGCAGUACAAGUUACUUACAGCAGCUGUUUUGAUUGGUCGCUUAAUUAAUGACCAUUACCACCUUCUUGCUUUUCGGAUAUCGGAGUACUUAGGGAUGAAUAAAGAGGUGGUAAUUAUGCACUGGGCUUGUGCGAAGAUAACUGCUUCGCCGUCAAUUCCAGAUGCUCAUCUUCUUGAAAUUUUGCUCGAUAAGCUACAUCUAUGCAGAGGGAUAUCAUAUGCUGCAGUGGCCACUCAUGCAGAUAACUGUGGCCGGAGAAAGCUGGCUGCAAUGCUUAUCGAACAUGAACCACGCUCCUCGAAACAGGUUCCGCUUUUAUUAAGCAUCGGGGAGGAAGACACGGCUUUAACGAAGGCCACCGAGAGUGGUGAUACCGACCUGGUCUACCUUGUUGUAUUUCAUAUAUGGCAAAAGAGACCUCCGUUGGAGUUCUUUUCAAUGAUCCAAGGCAGACAUAUGGCACGCGAUUUAUUUAUAACAUAUGCCCGUUGCCAUAAGCACGAAUUUCUGAAGGAUUUCUUCUUAUCGACGGGCAAGCUUCAUGAUGUAGCUUUCCUUUUGUGGAAAGAAUCAUGGGAGCUGGGGAAGAAUCCUAUGGCAAGCAAAGGGUCUCCUUUACAAGGCCCGCGUAUCAAACUAAUAGAAAAAGCUCACAGCCUUUUCGCCGAAACAAAGGAGCACACCUUCGAGUCUAAGGCUGCGGAAGAACACGCAAAACUCUUGAGGAUACAGCACGAGCUUGAAGUUAGCACCAAACAAGCUAUCUUUGUUGAUUCGAGUAUCAGCGACACGAUACGCACGUGUAUUGUCUUGGGUAACCAUCGUGCUGCGGUGAAAGUGAAGACGGAAUUCAAGGUGUCGGAGAAAAGAUGGUACUGGCUUAAAGUAUUUGCUUUGGCUACAAUCCGAGACUGGGAAGCGCUGGAAAAGUUCUCCAAGGAAAAGAGACCACCGAUAGGUUACCGUCCAUUUGUGGAGGCAUGCAUCGAUGCAGACGAGAAAGCGGAAGCUCUAAAAUACAUCCCCAAACUCUCGGAUCCACGGGAAAGAGCCGAGGCUUACGCUCGGAUCGGAAUGGCCAAGGAAGCAGCCGACGCGGCCUCGCAAGCGAAGGACGGAGAGUUGCUUGGGAGGCUGAAGAUGACAUUUUCACAGAACGCGUCCACCACUUCCAUUUUCGACACUCUAAGAAUGUCUUUCCAGGGCAUGUCUUAGAGUGCUUUUGAGUGAGUGAGUUUCAUCUUCAACAUGAACCGUUUCUUUACUGAUUUUGUGUCGUUUUUUCGGAAGAAUGUGUACAGAAACGAUCUUGGGAAAAAAGCCCGAAUCGUCAGACUCGGAUUGGGAGUGUACUGUGAUGGUGAGAAAUCUUCCUGGUAUAUGAAACAUUUGAGUUGUCUUGUAAAAACCAAGCUGUUGUGCCAUUUUCUUACCAAACACGAUCUUCUCCUGUGUGUGAAA
Messenger RNA from Tarenaya hassleriana, 2980 nucleotides. Its product is annotated as protein VACUOLELESS1. NCBI's taxonomy places the organism in Eukaryota, Viridiplantae, Streptophyta, Magnoliopsida, Brassicales, Cleomaceae. Gene Ontology annotation, molecular function: actin binding. Gene Ontology annotation, cellular component: lysosomal membrane; cytoplasm; HOPS complex. The record is from RefSeq and is a predicted model, not a curated record. The transcript has 16 exons. The coding region runs from base 149 to 2734 and encodes 861 amino acids. Gene Ontology annotation, biological process: intracellular protein transport; vacuole fusion, non-autophagic; endosomal transport.